Molecule: messenger RNA, 603 nt
Organism: Telopea speciosissima
Lineage: Eukaryota; Viridiplantae; Streptophyta; Magnoliopsida; Proteales; Proteaceae
Product: nuclear transcription factor Y subunit B-3-like
Exons: 1
Coding region: 1-603 (200 amino acids)
Biological process (GO): regulation of transcription by RNA polymerase II
Cellular component (GO): CCAAT-binding factor complex
Molecular function (GO): DNA-binding transcription activator activity, RNA polymerase II-specific; RNA polymerase II cis-regulatory region sequence-specific DNA binding; protein heterodimerization activity
Source: RefSeq, a predicted model, not a curated record
AUGGCAGACUCAGACAAUGACUCUGGCGGUCCAAAUAACAGCAACGCCAACAGCGAAUUCUCUCCGAAAAAGCAAGAUCGUUUCCUUCCCAUAGCUAACGUGAGCAGGAUCAUGAAGAAGGCACUCCCUGCCAACGGUAAAAUUUCCAAAGACACCAAGGAGACCGUUCAGGAGUGCGUGUCGAAGUUCAUAAGUUUCAUCACCGGAGAAGCUUCAGAUAAGUGCCAGAGAGAGAAGCGGAAGACCAUUAAUGGCGAUGAUCUACUAUGGGCCAUGACUACUCUGGGAUUCGAAGAGUAUGUGGAGCCCUUGAAGAUUUAUCUCCAGAAGUUCCGGGAGAUGGAGGGAGAGAAGAGUUCCAUGGGUCGUAUAGGUGAGAAGGACGGCUCCGGUGGUUCAAGUGUCGGAGGAUCAGCCGUCGGUGGCAAUGGCAGUGUUGUAAAUCCGGGGAGUGGGAGUGGUCAUUACAACGGCGGAGGUGGAAUGUACGGUGUUGUGGUGGCGGCGGCGGCGGUGGAAGGCAAAAUGUGGUUCAUUUCUACAUUUAGAUGUAAGGGUAUUAUGGGGAGUUCAUCCUGUGGUAAGGGUAUUUUCGUUAUUUAA